AUCAACUGGUUCCUUUGAAACGCGUCGACGUCUUCGGUUCUUCAAAAGAGGCGGAUUUAUUGUUUCUCCAUCUUUGUGCUGUUCAAGGAGGCUGGUGGUAGUUAUUUCUAUCUCACAAUGGCCCAUUCCCUGGAAAUAACUAAUGACACGCUCUUUGGUAUGAAGCUGAACACCCUUCUUAUUAACAGAGGUACUGCGGCAUUACGCCGCGUAUUCGAUAGUUAUGUGCCUCCGCCCCAGCUCCAAACGUUCUUAAUCGGAAAGGAAGCUGUCAUACGGAGACUUAAACGAGAAGGGAAAAUAAACAAGUCUCAGUGGGACAAACUUUACCCGGCGCCGGCGGUUGGUACCCCUGCUUCAAAAUACUUCGACAUUUCUCUUCUUUACGUUUUGCUUCGUAACGUUUGUAGAAUGCCAGCUCCUGCCACUGGCUGGGGUGCAAAACCUGCUCCAACAGAUCGCUCAGUUGGGGCUGCAGUGCUAAAAAUACACUGGUAUCGUAACUGGUACAGUCACGCAACAAUUUUCGAGAUCGAUGAAGCUUCAUUUCAAUCAUCCUGGAAGGAGAUUGCUGACGCAGUUCAAAGUCUCGGUGAAGACCCUUCACGAGUUGAGAAUCUUAGAGCCGCACCACUGUCUGUUAGCAUUUGCAUGGAAAGACUUGCAAAGUUUGAUUUCACCGGUGAAGUCCAUUUUUACACAUCCAAGUAUCAUCCAGGAACUCGCGAGUGGGUUUUCAGUCAUGUCGAGAGUUGGUUUCAAAAUCGCAUGUCCGAUUCACGUGUUCUUAUUAUCACUGGAAAUGCUGGUAUGGGUAAAUCUGUUAUUGUAGCACAGUUAUGCAGCAACAUGAAAAAGCGCUCGGUUCUUGGUGGAAUGCACUUCUGUCAGCACAAUAACCAGAGGCGAAGGAAACCAGAGCUAAUGGUGCAGUCGCUGGCCAGACAUUUGUGUGACAAUCUUCCAGGUUUUAAGGACAUCCUAGCAGGUCAGUUAACCUGCCUAAACCCAACUGAUCUGACAACCAUGAAUGUGGAAGAACUGUUCACGCACGUUCUUCAAGAGCCAUCGAACAUGAUGGCAGAUCCAGGAAUGAACAUUCUUUUGGUGGUGGACGCUGUAGAUGAGUGUGAACAUCAAGGAAGAAACGAGCUCUUUGAUGUGAUCAGUACACAGUUCCACAAGCUACCAUCUUGGAUAAAGUUUGUUGUCACAGGUCGCACUGAGCAAGCAAUGAUGGACAAACUAGCGCACUUCAACCCGUUCGUCCUCCACCCCUCGGACGAGAAGAACGAGAAAGACAUAAAGCUAUUUUUUGAAGAAAGUUUAAAGAAUCUGGUGCCCAAGACGAGCAUCGAGCAAAAUGUCAAUCGCCUUGUAAGUCAAGCUGAAGGACUUAUGUUGUAUGCACAUUUUGUUAUUAAGUAUGUCGAAGACCAAAAGAACACCCCGACACCUUCAAAUCUCUCAAGUAUUUUCCCUCGUGGGAUCACAUCCGUGUACGAGCAAUACAUUGAUCGCCUGCAAAUGGAUCUUGGAGUUGGCAAAGAGCGUUUCUUCGAUUUUCUUUCGUCACUUGUUGCAGCACGUUCUCCUUUACCUGCGACCAUGGCAUCGAGAAUUCUCGGCCUGUGCCUUGACAUUGACGAUGGUUGGAGCCAAUUCCAAAAGAUGUCAGAAUCAAUCUCACGUUUGCUGCCCAUUCGCGACGGUUGCAUCGAUGUCUUCCAUAAAUCACUUGUUGACUGGCUCUCUCAUCCAGAAUUGUACGGUAAACAUAGAUUUACGGUUAAAAUCUCAGAAGGAAAUGUCGUUUUAUCAAAGGAAUGCGAAAGGACCUACAGUUCCAUCAAGGAACGUCAAGAUGUCCCUGUGGAGUAUUCUCAUGAAGAAAAAUACGCUCUUCAGCACGGAACGUACCAUUUCACAGCUUUACCAAAACUAGAUGAAAGCCAGAAAAACAGAGUUUUUUGUCAUGCAUGCAGACUGGAACUACUAUAUGCUAAAUUGCAGAGCAAAGUUUGCGACGUUUUCUCAUUAAUUGAGGAACUUCAAAACGUCAAACCAUUCUUGAAACUUUCCGGUGAUGACUCGAAGGAAGUCAGUGAUUGUAUAACGUGCCUCAGGCGUCAUCCCUACUUGUUGAUGGAAAACCCAAACAUGAUAUUUCAGUUAUUAGCGAAUGAUGCGGAAACUAUAGCGAUAAGUCUUGAGGCCUGUUCUGUGAUGAGUCAAACAAAGUACCACCAUCCCCUCCGCUUAGAGGUAGUUAACAGGUCUCAGACAACAGACCCCGUGAUCACUAAAUUCCGUUGCAAGACCUACGUAAACUGUUGUGACGUUUGGAUCCAGGGCGAGAACACUCUAUUGGUCUGUGGAUGUGGAGAAGGUUUCGUCCACAUGUUUUCAGUGGAAACAGGAAGAGAACAUUGGAAGUGCCAGUCUGAUGUGAUCGACAUCUGGCAAACCGAGGAGGAGCGUUGCAAUUACUGUUUUUUAGUCCCACAACAUGAGGUGGUUCUCCACGGUCGAUUCGAUAAAGCCUUAACAUUUACUGGUGAAUCAAAGGUACUAUUUCCAGAAAACAAGCAUACCUUUAUUGAUGCUUGUAUCUCACAAGACAGAAAAACGAUGGUGACCAGGGAAACUCAUGUGACAAACAGCCUGAUGAUUUGGGAACUCGAGGGAGGAGAGCUGGCAAGCAAAUUGGAACUGCCCACUAAGAGCAUCGCAUGUUGUGCUCUUUCAUUAUGCGAACAAUAUGCUAUCUCAGGCAGUUUUGACAGAGGUGUCUCUCUGUGGAACUUGAAUGUGAGCGACUACAAUUAUCAGCAGAAUGCAUUAGGUAACAAAGAACCUUUAACAGUUGAUUGCCUUUCAGGAUCAGAAGGAAAUUCACAGUUUGUGCUUCUAAAUUCUUCUAAGAAGCAAUCGUUGACAUUUUGUGAAUUACUCGCGAAUGAAUUCAAGUCUUCUGAACCACGAUACAUAAACCUUGGGUCGACGCAUAGAAGUCUUGGUGUCUCAAGCCGUGGAGAGUGUUUGUAUGUAUGUGGUGAGUCUCGCCAAUUGCACUGCCUCGGUUUGCCUUUCGCAGUUCGAAUUGCUCUAAUUUCCAAGCGAACCAAAUGGACAUAUGCCAAAGAGGUUGACACGGAGAGAGUGCUUCUAAAGGACUCUGACACGGUUUAUAUGUGUCGCACCCUCGAGAACAAAAGUUCUGAAGAAAUGGCAGCUUGUGGAGUGAUGGCUAUUUCCUUUUCAGCUGAUGGUCAGCAUUUGUACGUUUUGUAUAAAGUAGGAAUGAGUGUGUAUGAAGCUUCCAGCGGAAGAUGGCUUCGCAGUAACCCGUCUAUCCAAGCGAAAUCGUUUGCACUGUCACCGAGUGAAGACUUCAUUUUGCUUCAAAAAGGAGAUCGAUUUGAACUGUGGGGUUCCGACCUGCAACAAAGAGUUAAAUCUUUAGAACAUCCGACCACACCGCAAAGGUUCGUCAGUUACCUCGACAACGACCUUGUUUUUUUUCUUUCCAGAUCAGGACAGAUCCAGGUUUGGAACCUCAACGAAUCGACGUUUAGGGAAAUCAAAGGCCCUAAGCAGUCUUUGAUCGAAUGCUGCGACAUCUUUGUUUUUAAGCAAGAAGACGAUGGUGUCUCACAUUUUCGUCUCCUAUGCUGUGAUCGUCAAAGUGGUCUAACGUUGUACGAUACUGUGAAAGCGAAUCACAUCAAACAGCCCGUUCCUGAAGAAGAAAUUGUCAGAUGUUGUAAGUUUUCGUUUGAUGGACGGUGUAUCGCCACAGGACACAUUGACGGAUCAUUAAAACUUUGGGACGGUCGACGUCUUGAACUGAAGAAACGCCUGAGUUGUGGUGACAGUCUGGUAAUAGGGUGUGGCUAUCUGGAGCAAGACCUUGGCGAUACGGUUGCAACGGUCAGUGAAUCGGGAACGUUAAGAGUGUGGGAUGCUUUCUCGGGCAGUCAACUUGGGUCUAUAAAAUUUGAAAGCAACAUCUGUAAAAUUGUAGCUUCACCGGUAAAGGCUCAAGUUUGUAUUGCUCUUGAAGGCAAAUUUGUCAUCGUAAACGGCCACAGGCUCGAGUUUGAUUAACAUCUUGGCAAAUGGAAAUCACGAAUAAAGCAGAAACAUUAGCGGAGAACUUGCUAACGCGACUAGGUACAGUUUGCACACCCGGUGGAAUUACUCUGUCAGCGCUCGGCUCAAAACGUUGUCCCCUGAUCCAUGGACCGCCAAACCGGAGAAGUGGUGGACAACCCUACACAGAAUUCCCCUAGAACAGACUAAAAAGAUCAAUCAAACGCCGUUAAGAUUAAAAGGCGAACGAUAUGAAAGUUAACCUAUCACCAACGAGCGCCCACUAUUUGAUUUGUAACAAGAAGCGCAAGUUUUCCCAUCCUCGGAGACCCAGGGGCUGAGUCGAUUUCAAGUUAGGGCAUGAA
This is a messenger RNA of Stylophora pistillata, 4460 nucleotides long. RefSeq lists its product as uncharacterized. The record is from RefSeq and is a predicted model, not a curated record. Gene Ontology annotation, molecular function: protein binding. Lineage: Eukaryota; Metazoa; Cnidaria; Anthozoa; Scleractinia; Pocilloporidae.